Messenger RNA from Micropterus salmoides (largemouth bass), 4656 nucleotides. RefSeq names its product ubiquitin like modifier activating enzyme 6 (gene uba6). Gene Ontology annotation, molecular function: SUMO activating enzyme activity. The record is from RefSeq and is a predicted model, not a curated record. Gene Ontology annotation, cellular component: SUMO activating enzyme complex; cytoplasm. The transcript has 31 exons. Gene Ontology annotation, biological process: protein sumoylation. Bases 25 to 3102 code for a protein of 1025 amino acids. NCBI's taxonomy places the organism in Eukaryota, Metazoa, Chordata, Actinopteri, Centrarchiformes, Centrarchidae.
AUCCCCCCCUCUUCCCCUCCCAUUAUGGCUGCAGACUCGAUGGAGAUUGACGACUCUCUUUACAGCCGCCAGCGAUAUGUACUGGGAGACAGUGCAAUGCACCAGAUGGCCAAGUCCUCAGUCUUUCUCAGUGGUAUGGGAGGACUGGGAAUUGAGAUAGCAAAGAACAUUGUCCUCGCUGGUGUGAAGGCGGUCACCCUUCAUGACACAAAGCAAUGUGAGACCUGGGAUCUGGGCUCCAACUUCUUUAUCCGCACAGAGGAUGUGUUGAGCCAGAGGAGGAGGGUGGAGGCAGUGUGCCCUCGGGUCGCAGAGUUGAACCCUUACGUCCAUGUUGACAUGUCUUCCUCUGCUCUGGACAACAACACUGAUCUCAGCUUUCUCAGAAAGUAUCAGUGUGUGAUUCUGACUGAAGCCAGAUUGAACCUACAGAAGAGAGUGAAUGAGUUCUGCCACUCACAACAACCCCCCAUCAGAUUCAUUGGCUGUGAUGCAUAUGGCAUCUGCGUGCGGGUGUUCUGUGAUUUUGGAGAGGAGUUUGAGGUGUCUGAUCCCACAGGAGAGGAGCCCAAGGAGAUUUUCGUCCAAACUAUCACUCAGGACAAUCCUGGCGUGGUGACCUGCAUGGACAACCAACCGCAUGGCCUACAGACAGGCCAGAGUGUUGUCUUCAGAGAGGUCAAUGGCAUGGUGGAACUCAACAGCACCGUGCGACAGGUUUCAGUCCUUUCUCCUCACAGUUUUGCAAUAGGAGACACAUCGCAACUCCAACCAUAUGCACAUGGAGGUUUCUUUGUUCUUGUGAAAACCCCUAAGACAUACAGAUUUGAGACAAUAGGGAGACAGUUAUGUGAUCCUCAGGUCCUGACUCCAGACUACAGUAAACCAGAGGCCCCACUACAGAUCCAUGCAGCCAUGUUGGCUCUGGAUGACUUCCAGGAGCAGCACAGUAGACUUCCCAACAUUGGGUGUUUACAGGAUGCUGAGGUUUUACUGCAGCUAACCGAGGAAGUGAAUGCAACUCUCAGGAACAAAGCUUCUGUGAAUACUGAGUUGGUGCGCUGUCUGUCGAGAACAGCGAGGGGAACUCUUCCUCCGUUAGCAGCAGCUGUAGGAGGUCUAGCCAGCCAGGAAGUUCUUAAAGCCCUCACAGGGAAGUUUGCGCCACUGCAGCAAUGGUUUUACCUUGAUGCCAUUGAAAUAGUAAGGCCACUUCAGUCUGUUUCUGCUGAGGAGUUUUCCCCAAGGGGCGAUCGGUAUGAUGGAUUACGAGCUUGCAUUGGUGAAUCAAUGUGUCUAAAACUGCACAAGCUCAGGGUCUUCAUGGUGGGCUGUGGUGCCAUAGGCUGUGAGAUGCUGAAAAAUUUUGCCCUGCUUGGAGUGGGAUUGGCUAAGAGCUCAGGAGAGGUGUGCAUCACAGACCCAGACCUUAUAGAAAAGUCCAACCUCAAUCGUCAGUUUCUCUUCAGACCACAUCAUAUACAGAAACCGAAGAGUACCACAGCAGCAGAAGCCACUCACGAUAUCAACCCAGACCUGCAGGUGGAUGCUCACCUCAACAAGGUGUGUCCGGCUACUGAGAGCAUCUACAAUGACUCCUUCUACUCCCGCCUAAACCUAGUGGUCACAGCGCUGGACAACGUGGAGGCUCGGAGAUAUGUAGACAGCCGCUGUGUAUCCAAUCAGAAACCUCUCCUGGACUCUGGCACCAUGGGAACUAAAGGACACACAGAAAUCAUUGUGCCAAAUUUGACAGAGUCCUACAAUAGCCAUAGGGACCCCCCAGAAGAGGAGAUCCCAUUCUGCACUCUCAAGUCUUUCCCUUCUGUCAUAGAGCACACCAUUCAAUGGGCCAGAGACAAGUUUGAGAAUGCGUUCGUCCACAAGCCCUCCAUGUACAACUCGUUCUGGCAGACCCACUCCUCUGCUGAAGUGGUUCUACAGAGGAUGCAGGUGGGGGAAAGUCUGGAGGGGUCCUUCCAGGUCAUUAAGCUACUCAGCAGAAGGCCCAGCCAGUGGGAGCAGUGCAUUGCAAUUGCCCGUCUGAAAUUCGAAAAGUAUUUCAAAAGAAAGGCCCUACAACUGUUGCACUCUUUCCCCCUGGACACAAGGUUAAAAGACGGAAGUUUGUUUUGGCAGUCCCCAAAAAGACCUCCAGCACCUUUUGAUUUUGACUUGAAAGACCCUCUGCACUUCACUUUCAUUGUCAGUACUGCCCGGCUCUUUGCGGGGAUUUAUAACAUCCCUUACUCAGAUGAGGAUCUCUCUGAAGAGGCUGUGACCAGGAUUCUCUCAGAUGUCAAGAUUCCUGAAUACAGGCCCGCAGAGAAAUGUAUAGUGACCGAUGAGACAGCAAAGAAGCCUGAUCAGAUAAAGAUGCCUCUAAGCAGUGAAGAGGAGAGGGAGGCCAUAACACAGCUGGAGCAGGCCAUUGCUACUGACAGUGUCACAGCAGAGCGGUUACAGAUGAAUCCACUGCAGUUUGAAAAGGACGAUGACAGUAAUGGCCACAUAGACUUUAUCGCAUCAGCAUCUGCUCUCAGAGCCAGGAUGUAUUCCAUUGAGCCAGCUGACAGGCUCAAGACCAAACGCAUAGCCGGCAAGAUCAUCCCGGCUAUCGCCACAGCAACAGCUGCUGUGGCUGGACUGGUGGCCCUCGAGUUGAUCAAAGUCGUUGGAGUCUACGAGUUUGAAUCUUUCAAAAACUGCUUCUUUAACUUGGCCAUCCCUGUAGUGGUGCUCACUGAGCCUGCCCCAGUUAAAAGGACACUCAUCAGAGACAACAUCUACUUCUCCAUCUGGGACUGUUGGACUAUCUUUGGCCAUGAGGACUUCACUCUGUCUGACUUCAUGAAUGCAGUGAGGGAAAAGUAUGGAAUUGAACCCACUAUGGUCGUCCAUGGUGUGAAGAUGCUUUACGUGCCUGUGAUGCCUGGACACUCAAAGAGACUCAAACUCACGAUGCAAAAGUUGAUCAAGCCAUCAGCGGGCCGCCGCUACGUUGACCUCACUGUGUCAUUUGCUCCGGAGGCUGAUGGAGACGAUGACCUCCCUGGUCCUCCGGUCAGGUACUACUUCAGCCGCAAUGGAGAGACGCCCUGACAUCUUCCUGGAUGUCGUCCUCAAACCUCUUGUGUCCUUACUUACUUCCCUUUUUUUCAUGUAAAUUGUUGUACCCCAAUAACCUGGGCCAAGAGCUUGAGAUGUUAUCUGACAAGGGUUAAGUUCCCAACCCUAGCUCAAGCCCCACAGUACUUCAUGGAGAUAGAAAGGGCCAGUCCUGGUCCCAGUUUUUCUUGCCCCAGAUCUAGCCAGUUGAACACAAGACUUCUUGAGUAGCACUUAACUGUACCUGUGUACAUAUUUUUUCUCUGUUCUGUUUUCUACUCUGGUAAAAUGCACAGCUCUGCCUGUGUCGAUGCCUUAAUUGAUUAAUGAAAUGUUUCUUUUUGUGGCAGUGUAUCUGAAAAAAACUGUUUACAGAAACCUGCAUACUCCUAACACACAGUCCCAUUAGUGUCAUUUCUGUUUUAAGUCUGCUAGGCCCUAAAGAGGGUGAUAGGACAGUGAAGUGGAUUUGUAGUCCGUAGGGAUUAAAUCUUCUUCCUCAAGAGUCCUCUCAUUGACUUAUUAUUGCCAAUCCCAGACCUUUCCAGUUGUCAUAUCCCCUUGUAGAAACAGGUCAAGCCAAUAUUUGUUGUAUGAUUUAGAGGCGCAAAAGGUCAGUGGACAAUUGUGAAACCACCAAAGAUACAGCUUAUCAGUGUCUGCAAAUGAUUCUCUUUUAUGAUCACUUCAAUUGCUUCACAAAAACACAUUGAUAUCACAGGGGUAUUACCCAAAAAUUAAUGCACAACACACAACAGCAGUGUCAUUUUCAUCACAGGUCGACACAUGUCAACUCUGAGCUAUAUCACUGUCCUAUUGAGCGUUUACGCAUCAGAAAAUCAGCAAUUUUAUCACAUUGCUCCCCAAUCAAUUGAUUUUUUGAGUUAUUGUAGCUGCUAGUUACCUAUCUUGUUAAACCUAGGUAAUGACAGCAUUGAUAUUAGUUAAUACAUUUGGGAAUACAAAAUAAGUUCUCAUUAAAUAAUGGCAUAACUUCAAUGACUGUUGGGCACACAGAAUACAUAUUUUUGUGACAGACAUGAAAGAUCUGUACCAACAUCUGGGAUCACACUCACAUGUCUGUUCAUGUUUGUUUUUUUUGGUUGUUGUAUUUGUGUAUGGAUGUGUGUCCACAACAUGUAUUUAUUUACUUGUAACUCAUUUUUGUGUCAAAUUAAACCUGUGUUGAUGAGCUUUUAAAUGGUCUGUAUUUGCUUAAAUUGGCAAUGAUGUCAAUAUAUUUAAAUGGAAUCAUUUAAAAAUCUAGUACCGUUAUUGAGAUCACCGGACAGUCUGUUAACGGGUUAUCAUAUGUGUCUUUGAAACAGUUGAGACUAAAGUCACACAAAAUGCUUCCUGGAGCAAGUUUAUUUUUCUCCCUAUAACCAGAGGUGGUGAAUUUCGCUUUGCACAGAAAAUGUCUGUUACACUGACACUUCUUGUGCAGUGAAUGUCAUAGGUGUAAAACAAAACUGUUAAUGAGAGACUGAUAAUGAUGUAUGUUCUUGUGACAACCAAUAGUCCAAUAAAAUGUGAGAUUUCAGGAUA